AAUUCAAAGCACCACCACGGAACCGGCCCACUCUCUCUAGUCUCUAGACUCUACCAGUCCCAAAAUUUAAUGCCCGAAAAAAGAAAUCCAGGCCCAAGCCCCAUUUCAACACAAUUUUGGGGCGGGUUUAUUAACUUUAUUUUAAUCCCCAGUUUCCAUUGACUUUGUGCGCUUAAAUAUUGAUGUCAGCUCUUGAGUUUCUUGAUUUCAGAGAGAUGCUUUAUUGCCUUUUACCACAACACCACCACCACCUUCCCUCAUCGCCUGAUCACUCCCUCUUUGAUUUUCCGGUCAUGGACUUCUCCGAACCCCCCACCGGCAGGCCCUCUCCCCGGAGGGAACUCCAGGGCCCCCGCCCAACCCCCCUCAAAGUCAGUAAAGACUCUUACAAGAUCAAGAAGCCGCCGGUGCCGCCCCAGCCGUCUCACCCCCCGCAGCCGCCGGCCCAAAAUCGCCCACCAGUUAUAAUUUACGCUGUCUCUCCCAAGGUAAUUCACACGGAUGCUAGCGAGUUCAUGACAUUAGUUCAACGCCUUACUGGCCCGUCUCCGACAUCGUCUGAUGCUUCCGACGCCGGGGCUGGUGCUUCUUCGUCUGCUUUUGAUACUACUUGUGCAAUUUCUCCGGCAGCCCGGUUCGCGGCCAUCGAGAAGACUAACACCUCUCCUGACAAGUCAAGAAGGGCGGUUGAUUUGGACAUGGCGCAUGGAGUAGAAAUGGGUGCUAACGUGGAGAGAACGAGUUCAAUUCCGGGGAUAUUGUCGCCUCUCCCGUCUUCCCUCCCACCCAUCUCUCCAAAUUUCUUCUCCCCACCGUCUGAUCCGACUUCGCUCGGCUUCCUGCAUGAACUCAGCCCCAUCUUCCAUGGUAACAAGAACUACAUAGAAAGCUUCUUCAUGUCCAGCCCCUCCGCCUUCUUAUCACCUCCUAAUAUUUCUCCCACCCCAUCACUUGAUCUCUUCAAUCCCUUCUCAGAUUUUUAGCCAUCUUUUCCAGCAGAAACACAGAAAAACAGAUUUAAGAAGAAGGGGAAAGAGAUAUCUGAUUUGGUUGACACGAGGGAGAAGAAUCUUCUCCCAAUGGUGGGGCAAUCGGUAACUCAUGGGACAGAGGUCACAGAACUUGGGACUUGAGAGGUAUUUUUGGUUUUCUUUUUUCCUUCUUAGUGGUACAGUUGAUAAGUCUUGAAUGGGCUUUUAACCAUGUGGGCCAUGUGUCGAUAAUCCAACCCGCAUGUCCUUCACAUCUUAUCUUCUUUUUUCUAUCUGAUAACAUUUUUUGUUAACACAUGUGGCUUGUAAUUUGUAACAAUAACCGUUCAAUUAUUCUUUUGUAUUA
Molecule: messenger RNA, 1338 nt
Organism: Nelumbo nucifera (sacred lotus)
Lineage: Eukaryota; Viridiplantae; Streptophyta; Magnoliopsida; Proteales; Nelumbonaceae
Product: protein MKS1
Cellular component (GO): nucleus
Source: RefSeq, a predicted model, not a curated record